AAGUUAUUUCGCGAAUUAAUUGAUUUGGUAAUGCUUAAACGGAAACGGCAAUCCCACUUAGAGUAAUGGAGUGACGCUUUGCUUUUUUAAGAAUGACGUGAAGCGUCUCGCGGUUUUUCAGCAAACUUUUAAAUACAACAUCUCGAAUAGAUUGAUAGUAUCGAACGAAAAUCCAAGACAGAUGGAUCGAAAAUAUUUGUGUGCAAUUAUUUGCACCUUUUUACUAAUCGAAAAUUGCGACACGAUGAAAACGAAAACGACGAUAAAGAAAAAAUUCAUACCGAAAAAGAGUAUCUGCGACACAGAUAUGCUCUGCACAAAUACGACUUUCUACCCUAAGACAGCUAUAAUGAAACUGAUCAAGAGAAAUAAAAAUAAGUUCGCUCAUCUUUCAGGAAAUGUAAUAAAACCCACAGAAGAAAUUGUUCCACGAAUCAAGAGUGUUGACGAAUAUAUAGAUUCUAACGUGUGUAGGACCAGGAGAGUUUCAAAACUCCCAUUGAUUGCCUUCGAUGCAAAAAUGAAACAGAAGUUCAUUGUGAAUGUGAAAGGAUACCAACAAAUUGUUUCCUAUGAGAUUUGUGUAGAUGAAAAUAGCGUAUGCUUUGGGAACGAUCAGUGGCCGAAUGAUUUCACCACCUUCUGCAAACAGGCGUACAGUUUAGUGCGUUUAGUCGCUGUGAGUCAUAGUGGCAAACUAGAAUAUGGAUAUUUUCCAAUACCUAGUAACUGCGUAUGUUCGUAUAGGAAGUUGGGUCCUGAUCCAGAAAACAAAGCUAAGAGGUGACGGCGGGGAAAAUAAGUAACAACGAAACUUAACAGUUCAUAACUUCAUCUAGGUUUUUCUUUCAUAUCUCUGCGAAAAUCCAAGGAAAACGAUUAAUGCAGGAAAAUAUUUCACUGGGAAUAUUAUUUUAUUUCAUUGAAUUGAGCUGAAUAAGAUAUUUUAUUCGAUGGAUUGGAAUUGAUUGAAAUACUUGACGUGUUUGAAGAAUUUCAUGUAUUUUAGGGCUUCGCUAACCUUUCGAGAUUCAGUUAAUUGCUCCUUCAAAGCUGAAAACAAAACAUAUCCAUUCAACUCUAUUGAAUAAAGCACAUUUUCUAUAGAGCGUUAGAUGAAUGGUUUUUGUGAAUAGCUCUGUAGCUGGAUACAUUGUCAACAAUUACAACAAUUGUUUCUUCCCGACUCAUCACUAUUGAGUUCAUUUGGGAAUUUUUUGAAAUAAUUUUUCACUCAUGAAUAUGGAAUUCAAGGGCUUUUCAAAUCAUAAUUAUGUAAUAUGUACUUGAAUAAUAUGUUGAAUUAUGUAAUUAUGUAUAAUCAUUGCCACUGAAAUUUUGAAUAUUAUCUAAAACAUUCAGAAAAAAAAAUUAUUUCCAUUACAAGUCUCCUUUGAUAUUUUGUUCAUACGAUAAUAUUGAAAAUUUUCAAAAGAUAUUUCUGAAAUUGAAAUUCGAGAGGUUUUCAUACAAUCGAAUAUUUGCGAUUGUUACCGAAUGCUUCUUUGUUGCUUAAACAAUAGGAAUGCUGGUUUUUCUAGAAACUAUAUUUUCUCAUCCAAUCUUUAUUAAUAAUAAUUCAAAAAUUAUUUUGCAUCUUCAUGCUUUUAAAAUUCGUUUUGAAUAUUGACUCAUGACAAAACUUCUCAUUUGAUAUGAAUCGUUUCGGUUAGUUUCAAAAUGAAAAAUGAUUUCCAAAUCAAGCUUUUUCCGGUGGUUGUAUUUUCAAAACAUUGUGAAAUGAAGUAGUCUGUAGUAUUCCCUGUAUUUUACUUCAGUCAGUAUAUAAUAUAUUUUGGUAAUUAAAGCCUUCAAGUCAGUUAGAAGUAGAAACAUAAUUUGUGAUAUCGUAUUUUGAUGUUAGUUAGCGGUUUUGACUCAAUUAUAGGCGAACUUUGCCGAUUAUGAAGUAUUAGUUACGUUGGAAUAACGACUGAUAAAUUAAAAUCUACAAUCUUGUGAAAUAUCGGAAUUUUAUAUAAAUGUACGAUUUGUGAUAUAUUAUAAGAUGAAUCGAAUAACACAUCGAAUAUUUAUUUAUUAUUUUUAUUUAUAUAUUUAUUGUAGAGUGAGUACUUCGAACGAUUAUUAUACGCAGUCGAGCUUUGCUCAUCAUUUGUUUCAAUAAAAAUGGAAGUCUGAGUGUA
This is a messenger RNA of Leptinotarsa decemlineata (Colorado potato beetle), 2147 nucleotides long. Its product is annotated as protein spaetzle. Gene Ontology annotation, molecular function: Toll binding; growth factor activity. Gene Ontology annotation, cellular component: extracellular region. The record is from RefSeq and is a predicted model, not a curated record. Lineage: Eukaryota; Metazoa; Arthropoda; Insecta; Coleoptera; Chrysomelidae. Gene Ontology annotation, biological process: innate immune response; central nervous system formation.